GCCGCAGACCCUGAACUGCACCUAGUCCUAGUCCUAGCGCUGACCGUCUUCCUCGAUCAUCAGCUCGUCGAUCGACUUCGUCUCCCCCCUCGCGCGCAUGCACCUUCCUGUUACUGCCUAUAUUAGUAAGAGCUCGAGCGACCAUGAUCCACAUGCUCCCGAUGCAGACGAUGCGCCACCACCACCAGUACUCGAGCAGCAGCAAGAAGGAGGCGACGACGGCGCCACUGGCGGCGGCGGCCGUCAAGGAUGGCGCCGCCGGCGCGUCGUCGUCGUUGGUGGUCAAGGUCGUCGGCGACCGCCACCAAGGGGACCGGCCGGUGGCGGCAUGCCGACGCGAGGCAGCCGCAGAAGCAGAAUCCGCCGCCGUCGACGUGUGCCUCGCCGCGGCCGCCAUGGCCGGCGCGGCGCUGCUGGCGUGGUGGGCCGUCGCGUUCCACCCGUCCUACGCGCGGCUCUGGAUGGUGCCGCUCGGCCUCGUCCUCGCCGGCACCCCGCCCGUCGUCUGCCUCGCGCUCCGCUUCAGCUCCGACUCCGACUCGCGCGCGCCGGCGACGACGACGUCAGGUGGUAAAGGCUCAUCCGGGUCCGCCGCCGGUGCGCCGCCGCCGCUGUUGGUCGACGUCGUCGUCCACAAGUAGCGCGUACUACGUAAAUGAUGUAUAUUCUUUAAUUAGUGUCAUUUGGAGAAGCGGGGUGUGUGAUGCAUUUCUUGAAUUUCCGACUGGAAAUAUAUAUUAUUAUGUGUACAGAGAUAGAAUUGUAAACAACAAAAAUUUUAACUUCUUAUAUGUAUUUUCCUUUA
Molecule: messenger RNA, 805 nt
Organism: Sorghum bicolor (sorghum)
Lineage: Eukaryota; Viridiplantae; Streptophyta; Magnoliopsida; Poales; Poaceae
Exons: 1
Coding region: 144-641 (165 amino acids)
Source: RefSeq, a predicted model, not a curated record